ACAGAGGGAUGAUACCGGGAGUAAAACUUGAGCGGAGAAACUUGAGUGUGAUCUGUCUGACGGUGUUCAUCGGCUGUCUCGUGUGGUACUACAGAACGCGAGAUUCUGACAAUACAUUCGCGUUCAACAUGGGUUCUACAGCUCCCUCGACAAAGUUCAAGUACGAGAUUGUCAAAGGCUUCUUCUACCAAGACGCGGCAGACACAGAUCCAGACUCAUUCGACUACACGCACAACUUCGGCCUCGUUAACCGCUCCUAUCCGACCGACACCAACCCCUCCGAUCCCCUCUGGCAGCGCUUUACGACCUACAUCCACCAUCUCGCCUCCGCCGCCCCAACAAAUGUAAGCUAUAAACUCCUCUACCUCGGCCGGCACGGUGAAGGAUCCCACAAUGUCGCGGAAGCUAAAUACGGGACCGAAAAAUGGGACGACUACUGGUCGAAACUGGAAGGCGACGGCGAAUUGUUCUGGGCGGACGCGCAUCUCACGGUUGUCGGCGAAGAGCAAGCGCGGACGGCGAAUCGGUUUGUGAAAAGGCAGUUGGAGAAAGGUGUGGGUAUGCCGUUGCCGGAGGCGUGGGUUGUGAGUCCGAUGUGGAGAUGUUUGCAAACUGCGCAGUUGACGUGGGAGGACGUGCAUGGGUUCAAGCCGCUGGUGAAGGAACUGGUGAGAGAGGUGUUGGGCGUGCAUACUUGUGAUCGGCGGGGGAGGCGGUCGGAGUUUGAAAAGGUGUUCAAUAAGGGGUGGGAGGUGGAGGAGGGGUUGACGGAGGAGGAUGAGUUGUGGCAAGCGGAUCAUCGGGAGACGAACGAGGAGAUUGAUGAGAGGAUUGGAGAGUGGUUGGAUGGGUUGUUUGCGAGGGAGAGGGGGGUGGUGGUUUCGGUUACGAGCCAUUCCGGGGCGAUUGCCAGCCAUUUGAGGGUGCUGGGACAUAGGGAGUUCAAGUUGUCGACGGGUGGGAUGAUUCCGGUGUUGGUCAAGGCGACGCGGCUUGAGUAA
Molecule: messenger RNA, 1001 nt
Organism: Zymoseptoria tritici IPO323
Lineage: Eukaryota; Fungi; Ascomycota; Dothideomycetes; Mycosphaerellales; Mycosphaerellaceae
Exons: 3
Coding region: 9-1001 (330 amino acids)
Cellular component (GO): cytoplasm
Molecular function (GO): phosphatase activity
Source: RefSeq, a predicted model, not a curated record